Messenger RNA from Hipposideros armiger (great roundleaf bat), 1841 nucleotides. It is a transcript of the gene TSKS, whose product is annotated as testis specific serine kinase substrate. NCBI's taxonomy places the organism in Eukaryota, Metazoa, Chordata, Mammalia, Chiroptera, Hipposideridae. The record is from RefSeq and is a predicted model, not a curated record. Gene Ontology annotation, cellular component: centriole. The transcript is spliced from 11 exons. Gene Ontology annotation, molecular function: protein kinase binding. Bases 100 to 1818 code for a protein of 572 amino acids.
GAGGCAGGCUUGUGGGGACAGGAACUUUGAGGGUCAGUGGUCAGAGUAGGUGGAGUGUCUCAGAGGAAGGAGCCCCUGGGAGCAGGGCCCCCACACGCCAUGGCGAGUGUGGUGGUGAAGACAAUCUGGCAGUCCAAAGAGAUCCAUGAGGCUGGGGACCCCCCUGCGGGGGUCGAGAGCCACUCCCAGCUGGUUCCUGAGACUCCUGGGGGGGUGACCAGCCCAGCCAAGGGGAAUGCGAAGAAAAAGAAGGCUGUGUCAUUCCACGGGGUGGAACCUCGGAUGUCCCAUGAGCCAAUGCACUGGUGCCUGAACCUCAAACGGUCCUCGGCCUGCACCAACGUGUCCCUGCUCAACCUGGCUGCCAUGGAGCCCACCGACUCCUCGGGAACAGACUCUACCACAGACGACAGUGGCCUGCUGGCACUGCCUGUGCCCCCCACCUCCUCCACCCCACCCUGGGCUCCAGAUGACCCAGACAUCACAGAAAUACUGAGUGGGGUCAACAGUGGAUUGAUCCGUGCCAAAGACUCCAUCACCAGCUUGAAGGAAAAGACCACCCGGGUUAAUCAGCACGUGCAGACACUGCAGAGUGAGUGUUCUGUGCUGAGCGAGAAUUUAGAAAGAAGGCGGCAAGAGGCGGAAGAACUGGAAGGGUACUGUACUCAACUCAAGGAGAACUGCCGGAAGGUGACCCGGUCAGUGGAAGAUGCUGAAAUAAAAACCAACGUCCUGAAGCAGAACUCGGCCCUGCUGGAGGAGAAGCUGCGCUACCUCCAACAGCAGCUGCAGGAUGAGACACCACGGAGGCAGGAGGCCGAGCUGCACAUGCUGGAACAGAAGCUGGAGGAGGGUCUCUCCAAGCAAGAUUCUGGUCCUGGCCCCACCGCCCAGCCCCCAGGCUGUCCUGAUCCACCAGGAAGCCCCAAUGAACCCCCACGAUCACGCCUGGCCAUAGGCGGCCGGGGAAUAGGGUCCCGGGCAGGGGAAAGCCCCAUCCUGAGCGAGCAGGAGUUACAGAAGGUCUCUACCGGCCUUGAGGAGCUGAGGAGGGAGGUGUCCUCGCUGACUGCUCGGUGGCAUCAGGAGGAGGGGGCCGUGCAGGAGGUCCUGCGGCUGCUCGGGGGCCUGGGCGGCAGGCUCGACGGCUUCCUAGGCCAGUGGGAGCGAGCACAGCGAGAGCAGGCGCAGACGGCACGGGGCCUGCAGGAGCUGCGGGGUCGAACAGACGAGCUGUGCACCAUGGUGGAGCGGUCAGCGGUGUCUGUGGCUUCACUGAGGAGUGAGCUGGAGGGGCUGGGCCCAGUGAAACCGAUUCUGGAGGAGCUGGGGCGGCAAUUUCAGAGCUCUCGAAGAGGGUCUGACCUCUCCAUGAACUUGGAUCGGAUCCCCCAAGGUUCCUGUGCCCGCUGUGCCAGCCAGGGGCAGCAGUUGUCCACGGAGUCCCUGCAGCAGCUGCUGGAACGAGCGUUGACCCCGCUAGUAGACGAGGUGAAGCAGAGGGGCCUGGCUCCUGCCUGCCCCAGCUGCCAGAGGCUACACAAGAUGAUUCUGGAGCUGGAGCGCCAGGCCUUGGCCAAACAUGUCAGGGCAGAGGCCCUGAGCUCCACCCUUCGGAUGGCCCAAGACGAAGCCUUGCGGGCCAAGAACCUGCUGCUGACGGAAAAGAUGAAGCCGGAGGAGAAGGUGGCCGCUGUGGACUAUCUACACUUGAAGAUGUGCUCCAUCCACGAUCAACUCAGCAACCUGCCACUUGAGGGGGGAGGAAGCAGUGGGGGAACUCCCCCAAAACGUGGGGGCCCAACCCAUGAGCAAUAAAUGGCCCCUCAUGCUGGCAUGAA